Thamnophis elegans (Western terrestrial garter snake) is the source of this 4302-nucleotide messenger RNA. It is a transcript of the gene NT5DC2, whose product is annotated as 5'-nucleotidase domain containing 2. The transcript has 14 exons. NCBI's taxonomy places the organism in Eukaryota, Metazoa, Chordata, Lepidosauria, Squamata, Natricidae. The coding region runs from base 295 to 2094 and encodes 599 amino acids. Gene Ontology annotation, molecular function: 5'-nucleotidase activity. The record is from RefSeq and is a predicted model, not a curated record.
UUGGGGGAGUGGACAACAUAAAACGUUGAACAAACUACAAAUCCCAAGUGGUCCCGAAGCGGCGGCAUCGGCACUUGUGCUCAGAAGAGCCACCUCCUCCUCCUUGGCAAAUCUUGGGCUGGAGCCCUGCAGCCUUCUCUCAUUGACUGCUUGCUUUCAGGCGGCUCAGAUGGCUGAAGGAGCCAGUUGUUGUCCAGCCUGGCGGACGAUGCAGUUGAGGAAGGCGUGUUGGAGGCUCUGAGAUGACGGCCUUGUGAACGCAUCUCAAGGAAGAGGCUCUCCUCCCGUGGGGCCAUGGCGGCGGCUGGACUCAAGGCUGCGAGCAGCGGCAUAUGGAAGAGCGUCGGCAUCCUUCAACUGGUGGUUCCUGUUUCCAGCCACAGCAGUUGCUGCUGCUACUAUACAGGCUCCGAUGCUGGAUCGGGACGGGCGGGAUGCAGGCACCAGUGGACCCAUCAGCCACAGCCUGAGGAGCAUUGUCUCCCAUCGCCGGGCUCCUUUUCGAUCGGCGGCAAAGCUAAGAGGACCGCCGACGCCGGUCCUGCUGUGGCAGCUGCUUUCUUAGGCGGCCACCAGCCCAGCUCCAUCGAAGGGAUCGACACGAAGUCCUAUCUCUGGGCCAAAUACCACGAGAUGAAAAAGCUGGUUUACGAUCUGCUUCCACCAGGAGUUUGCAAUCUUCUUAACCCUGCAGCUAUCUAUGCAAAUAAUGAGAUUAGCUUGGGAGAUGUUGAGAUCUAUGGCUUUGAUUAUGAUUAUACGUUGGCACAAUAUUCAAACUUACUACAUUCAAUGAUAUUCAACGCUGCCAGAGAUAUCCUAAUUGAACAGUAUAAGUACCCAGAGGGACUCAGGAAAUAUGAGUACAUUCCCGGUUUUGCCAUCAGAGGGCUUCAUUAUGACGUGCACAAGAGUCUUCUGAUGAAGAUUGAUGCUUUCCACUAUGUUCAAUUGGGCACUGCCUAUCAGGGGCUAAACCCAGUACCUGAUGAAGAAGUUAUUGAAAUGUAUGGUGGAACCCAGCAUAUCCCAUUAUACCAGAUGAGUGAUUUUUAUGGCAAGGGUCCAUCGAUUAAACAAUUUAUGGACAUUUUCUCUCUUCCUGAAAUGACCCUACUUUCAUCAGUGACUGACUAUUUCAUGACUCGUAAUAUUGAGUAUGACCAAGUUCAUCUUUUCAAGGACAUAAGUGAUGCCAUUAAAGAUGUCCAUGUGAAAGGAAUGAUGUACAAAUGGAUUGAAAAGGACAUGGAGAAAUAUAUUCUUCAUGGAGAUGAAACAUACGCUGUCUUAAAUAGGCUGGUUAACAACAAUAAAAAACUCUUUCUCAUCACAAACAGUCCUUUUAGUUUUGUCGACAAAGGGAUGAAAUACAUGGUUGGCAAAAACUGGCAGGACCUUUUUGACAUGGUCAUUGUGCAAGCAGAUAAGCCCAGUUUCUUUACUGAUAAGCGAAAACCUUUCAGAAAAAUGGACGAAGAAGGUUCUCUUCACUGGGACAAAAUUAACAAACUGGAAAAGGGGAAAAUCUAUAAACAGGGCAAUCUGUUUGAUUUUCUGCGGCUAACAGGCUGGCGUGGGUCCAAGGUCCUUUAUUUUGGUGACCAUUUGUACAGUGACCUUGCAGACCUCAUGCUACGUCACGGUUGGAGGACAGGUGCCAUAGUUCCAGAAUUAGAAACAGAAAUACGAAUCAUCAAUACAGAACAAUAUAUGCACUCUUUGACCUGGCAGCAAGCUCUUACAGGACUUCUGGAGAGAAUGCAGAUGUAUCAAGAUGCAGAAUCAAAGCAAGUGCUUUUGGAGUGGAUGAAAGAGCGACAGGAGAUUAGGUCACUUGCAAAGAACCUGUUUAACCCCCAGUUCGGUAGCAUUUUUCGAACCUUCCACAACCCAACCUACUUUUCUCGAAGACUGAUUCGUUUUUCUGAUAUUUACAUGGCAUCCAUUAGUUGCCUACUGAACUAUGAUGUGAAUUUUACAUUUUAUCCUCGCCGAACGCCUCUACAGCAUGAAGCUCCUCUUUGGAUGGAUCAGCUCUGCACAGGUUGCAUGAAGACUCCAUUCUUAGAAGAAAUGGUGCACAUUCGAUAAAAGGGAUUAUGACCUGCAUAGUAGAAUCUUAGAUUACUUUCAGGGGAGUGCUGCUACUUUUUGAUCAUUGUUGUGCCUCUGUUCUGAGCAAUAGAAAGAUACCUGAGAUAAAUGAAUAGAAAGGUGACACAAAUUUUACAUCUGAAAUCCUGGUGGUAAAAUAUGUUAACCAUGCUUGAUUAUUUUCUAAGAAUAAGUUUUAAAUUUGGCAUCUGUAAUUUAGUCACAGCUGUCUUUGUGUGCUCAGAAGGGUUAGACAUGUUGGUCAGGUUGUAGUGAUUCUGGCUAUAGAGAUUACAAAUCUAUUUCCACUUUAGAACAACAUAUUCAAAAUUUAACUUCCACAUGAAUCCUUGCUAACAUCACAUAUACAAUAUAUGAAAUAAUAGAAAUUUAAAUAGUUCCUAUUCAGUUCGUCAAUCAGUUCGCAUUCAGUUACAAAUUUGAAGAUACUAACUGAUGUAUUUCUAACGAAUUGAGUAUAGUACAGGUCUGUAUAAACCAGAUAUGCCAUUACACCACAUUCAUUCAUUCAUGUGUGAAGUGACCUCACUUAGAUUCACUAUUUGAUAACAUCAGUUAAUGUGAUAUUAAGUAUGUAAUGCUCAUUUACACAUUCAAGCCAUCACCUGAUGCUGAGUUUAUCAGAUGAUGUAUAUUUAUAUAUUAAAGCACCCCUAGUUAACAUACAAAAAAGCAGGUUUUCGUAACAGUAGGUGAAUAAAUUAUCUUAAAUUGAGUAACCUAUUUUAUAAAAUGCUAAUUUACUUACUGAAUCUAUAAGAAUUUUUAGACAUCUAAGCAUAAAUAGAUGUGUAGAUUAACCUGUCCUCUAGAUAUUGUAUGCAUAACUAGGAUAAUAAAAGAUUAAAAUAGUGAUUGCUAGAGUCAUUACCCAACUAUAAUGGAAAGGAUUUUUCCUCUAUUCUAUCACUAACAGCCCACAUAUCAGCAAGAGCUAAAACAAUCAUCAGAAAACAAGUCAGAAGCUUAUGUAGUAUAAAAAUAGUGGUCUCUUAGGAAUGGUGAAUCAUCAAAACCAAAUUGUUUUGUGUUUCAGAAUUUGCAGGGACUUACCACGACCUUUUAAACUUAAUUCAGAGAUGCUCUUUUUUAAAAAGCCUUAGAGAAGGCUUAUGUCUUAGAUUAGAUGUAAGUGUUGCGGGAUUCUUAUUUGUUCUGCAUUUGAUCAUGUAUUGCCAGUCAGGGCCAUUGCUGUAUCAGAGUCAGAUAUAAGAGAUACAUAUUGGGAAUGAAAUGUCCUUGAAUUGGAAGCUCUUAUUUAAGGCUGGAUUUAGGAAACUGGGUAUAUUAAGGUCAAACUUAUGUGUUGGGUUUUACCUGUUAGGUUCUGAAAUGCUGCUAUAAUUCAAGUUAUAUCUAUAAAUGAAAUAAUGAUUGACUGAGGCUACUUAGAUUAUUAGAACUAUUAAAUUCUUACUAAAGAUGGUUUUCAAGGCAUUGGCUUUCAAAGAAUGGAAGAACGCUUGAAUAUUCCAACAAGAUACUGAACCAAAGAAAUCUUUGAGUAGUUACUAUGUUUGUAGUUUGUGAUUUCAUGUUAGGGUCACAUUGGGUGGUCUUCUGGAUGCUAGAUGCAAGAUGAUUACAAAUUGGAAAUUGGAUGUUGUAUACUGUACUCCACAGAAUUUUUAAAAAAGUUUUUCAAAAAGUGCCUACUUUUCAAACUUUUGAAGCAUUAUCAUAUAAGUUACCUCCUACCCAAUUUAAAAAAAACACUGUGAUGCUUAAGAUUGUAGCGUCUUAGAGCAUAUGGAUCAUAUUAAGACUGACAAAUUGCUAAGAAUGCUGUUGGCUAGUUGAUAUUUCUUUUCUAUCCACCCCUCAAACCAACUUGAAGACUUGGGGAAAAUUAACACCCUAUCCAAGUUAGGACUUCUGCACUUUGUACUGCCACUUCAGGAGAAAGACUCACUGUGCACAUAAGCUAACUUGCCAUAGUUACGUAUGGAAAAUAGGAAUGUAUAUGAUGAUUUUCUGUAAUUGUGUCUGUUCUAUAGAAAAUUGUUAUAGUAGGAAAGAUCAUGGAUGUUGCCAUCAUUAGGGUUGCAAUUAUGGAACUUUUCUCUGGAGAUACUUGUUCCUUCCUUCUCUCUCUGAGGCCGUGUCUUAGCUUUUCCAAUCCAUAGGAAAUGUUUUAUUGAUGAACUACUCUUACAUCCAUAUUUUGCCUCUAAAAGAACACUG